This is a messenger RNA of Carassius auratus (goldfish), 2977 nucleotides long. Its product is annotated as chloride intracellular channel protein 4. The coding region runs from base 307 to 1065 and encodes 252 amino acids. The transcript has 6 exons. The record is from RefSeq and is a predicted model, not a curated record. NCBI's taxonomy places the organism in Eukaryota, Metazoa, Chordata, Actinopteri, Cypriniformes, Cyprinidae.
UCCAAUAGAUUUUCCCGUAUUUUCGUCGCCGUCCAGCGCAGUAGAGGAGGAGAAAUAGCGGACGGGUUUUUUCAGUGAUGUGUUUUCUAGUCAGCUGAACCUCGUGGACAGAAAACGUUCAUUUUAUUUUUAUUUUAACAGACUCCGCAUUUCGUUUGUGCUUGGAAAAACUGCAGAGUGGUAUUUGUGCUCGAAGAACUCGGUUCGAGAAAGAGGGAGGCGUGAAGGGAAAACUUUUUUUGUGCCAAGGUGAAGAAACCGAGGUUUGUUGUUGUGAACGCGUCCGUGUAAAGGCAGAAGUUGGGGAUGUCUCUCUCGGUACCUCAGAACGGUGUAAAGGGGGAUAACGAACCCGUCAUCGAGCUUUUUGUGAAGGCGGGCAGUGAUGGAGAGAGUAUCGGCAACUGUCCAUUUUCUCAGCGUCUCUUCAUGAUCCUGUGGCUGAAGGGAGUGGUCUUCAAUGUCACCACUGUGGACCUUAAGAGAAAACCAGCUGAUCUGCAGAAUCUGGCCCCAGGAACGCACCCUCCCUUUAUCACCUUUAAUGGAGAGGUCAAGACUGAUGUCAACAAGAUUGAAGAGUUCCUAGAGGAUGUCCUCUGCCCUCCAAAGUACUCUAAACUUAGUGCCAGACACCCAGAAUCCAACACUGCAGGGAUGGAUAUAUUUGCCAAGUUCUCUGCCUUCAUCAAGAAUUCCAAACCUGAUGCCAACGAGGGUUUGGAGAGGGGACUGCUGAAGACCUUGCAGAAGUUGGAUGAGUACCUGUGCUCUCCUCUGCCAGAUGAGAUCGACCACAACAGUAUGGAGGAAGUGAAGGCCUCCACACGCGGUUUCCUGGAUGGUGAAGAGAUGACCCUGGCUGACUGCAACCUGCUGCCCAAACUCCACAUUGUUAAGGUAGUGACAAAGAAGUACAGAGGCUUUGAGAUCCCUAAAGACAUGACAGGCAUCUGGAGGUACCUGAACAAUGCCUACAAGCGUGAGGAGUUCACCAACACGUGUGCCAGCGACAAGGAGAUUGAGAUCGCCUACGCUGAUGUAGCAAAGCGGCUUGUCAAAUAAUGGCUCAAUCUCCUCCACUCCCUGCGCUGGGACUGUUUAUUUUCAUCACAUGAGAAAGAAAAAAAAAACAAGAUAUGGACUCCUUUUUUUCCUUCUCUUUUAUUUUUAUUAAAUACCCCAAUGCAUGCCCCCCCCCCCCAUUACAGCUCUUCAGGACAUAUCAGUCAUUUUCAGUGUGGCCAAAAGGCUGUUUUCACACUUUUUUUUUUUUUUCAUUCUAGUUAAAGCAGGAGGUGCCAGACACUGUCAGUGUAUCGAUGGCUAAUAGUGUGUGAGCAUGUGACUCACGCAUCUAUAUUCCUCUCACCCACACUAUGUAGCAAUAAGAGUGGGUUCACCAGCUUUUUGUUUUAUUAUGGAUUUAAAAUAUGAAAGACGCUUCUUCUAAGCUUGCAAAGCCAACAGCUAUGAGGUUUUUUUUUUUCGUUAUUGUUUAAAUGCAUUUGAACAGUGUUGAAAGCUCCAGUGUUUAUUUUCAGUGAGUUUUAGAGAGUGAAGCACUUUGAACACACAACGUCUCAAAAGACCCUUUAUCGAAGUUUGAAAUGAAGUGUAUAUUGACUUGCAUUGAUAUCAGAAGGCUGACACUUAAAUAUGAAGUUCAUAUCAUACACAUUAGUCAUCAGUUGCUUGCAAAAUGGCACAUUAUAUAUCGUGUCAGUUUGCAACACCUGUGUGGCCUUUUGAUGAAGGAAAGACUUCUUAAAAAGCAACUUUAGAUACAUGAAGAGAUUCUAUAGAUCUGCCUUAUUCACUCUAGAUUCAUUAUUUUACAUCAAGAGUGCUGCACCAUCAUAACUGCGUUCCAUGGCAUGAAUCACCUGUGUAUAGGACUACAUUCACCUGCACUUCACAUGAAGUAUCCUUAACAAUUUGAAUAGUACCAAAUGGGAUUUUCUAUCUGUCUUUCUUUUUAAAUAAAUGGUUUAAAUGAACAAAGAGCUUCUCAUUUAAAUAAGUUGAAUUGUUUUUAAGAUGUGGUGCUAUCAAAAGAAGGAUGACUAUUUAGACCUUACCGAGAUAGCCUUACCAAGAUAGUCUACCAUUUUUGAUGAAAGACUCGGAGUAAAAUACUGAAUUUUAUGUUGAAACCGCAUUGAAUGAAAGCUUGUAGUUUCUGAUUUGGAAAAAUAUUUUAAUGACAGUGAUAAAUGAAAGAAACUGGUUGCCAUAUGUUUUUUCCAAUUCUUUUUGUGAUUGAGAAUUUUAAAUACUGUUUUUGGUUCUCAGAAAUGAACAUGCAAAUUAUAUACAUUCAUUAACUGAAUGUAGAAGAAUGACACUGACUUGUAAUGAGUGACACGCUUGGCCUUACACAUUUUCCCAAGGUAGCAAAAAUUAAAUGUUAAGCUUUGAGUUAACACUCAAAUAGAAUAUAGAAGCCAUUAAAAUAGACAAAAUGAGAGUAAAAUGAACUGACACCUAUAUCUGUGCUGUCGGAAAUGAGUGAGCAGCUGCCCUGUGGGAACAGAAAACUUGAAUGUGUUUGCGUAGGGGCUUGUUUUCUUUUUUCCUCUCCUGUUAAGCUGAUCCAUUAAUGGAGUGGAUGGUUGAGUGAAAAUGUUGGGAUAAUUAUGUUUUAGUUUUUUUGUGUGCGAUUCAGUUCACAGACUAGACCAUCAUUGGCGCACUAUUAGGAAGUUGGGCGAAGGCCACUUUUUUUAAUUUCGGUUUUGUGCUUUUAAAGGGAUCAUCAGUGUGCCUUUUUUUGAGAGAGAGAUGCUCCCUCCAUACUAUUCAGCCCUUAAUCGUUUUUUUGAGAAACUGAAUGUUAAAGUGUUGCUGUUUGUAGGUUUCUGAUUGGACCGGUGUUUGUGCACGCAAGGAACAGGCUUGACAUUAACUAUAAAAACACUGCAUGUUUGCCAUAUUCCAUCACACUCUCAUUAAAUAAACUGCUGGUAGCUAUGAC